Vitis riparia (riverbank grape) is the source of this 3624-nucleotide messenger RNA. RefSeq names its product pentatricopeptide repeat-containing protein At4g19440, chloroplastic. The record is from RefSeq and is a predicted model, not a curated record. The transcript is spliced from 6 exons. Gene Ontology annotation, molecular function: protein binding. NCBI's taxonomy places the organism in Eukaryota, Viridiplantae, Streptophyta, Magnoliopsida, Vitales, Vitaceae. The coding region runs from base 103 to 2631 and encodes 842 amino acids.
UUUGAAGACCGUUUCCCACUCUCAUUCUUCAGCCUCCGUGGCUCUUUAACCUCCUCUCAACAGCCAUGGCAGCCUCGCCGCCGCCUCCAGGUUCACCUCUCAAUGCCCUCUAAACCCUUAAAAAACCCCAUUUCGUGUUUACAUCAAUCCAUGGAUUUGAGAAUAACCCUCCUCCCAAAACCCACUCCAAUCUUCUCCCCAAUCGCACGCCCCCUUACCUGUGUCACCUCCGCUGCCCCACAUCCACCGUCGCCAUUGCCGUCCCAGAAUCAGCCUCCUUCUUCGGAUCAUGCUCUUCUCAAAUCGGUAACUUCAAUUCUCUCAAACCCAUCUCUGGAUUCCACUCAGUGUAAACAACUCAUACCCCAUUUGUCUCCUCAUCAAUUCGAUUCUGUAUUCUUCUCCGUAAGAAGUAAUGUUAACCCCAAAACUGCUUUGAAUUUCUUUUAUUUUGCUUCUGAUUCAUGUGGGUUUCGAUUCACUCUUCGAUCAUACUGUGUUUUGAUGCGUAGUUUGAUUGUUUCGGGCUUUGUCUCUCCCGCUAGGCUGCUUUUGAUCCGUUUAAUCGAUCGGAAGCUGCCCGUUUUGUUCGGGGACCCGAAAAAUAGGCACAUUGAGAUAGCCAGUGCAAUGGCGGAUUUGAAUGAGGUUGGCGAGUCGGGAGUUGCGGUUGCGGCAGUUGAUUUGUUGAUUCAUGUCUAUUGUACCCAAUUCAGGAAUGUGGGUUUCCGGAAUGCUAUUGGUGUUUUCCGGUUUUUGGCUAAUAAGGGUGUGUUUCCAACUGUGAAGACUUGUACCUUUUUGUUGAGUUCUUUAGUUAAGGCGAAUGAACUCGAAAAGAGUUAUUGGGUGUUUGAGACUAUGCGCCGAGCUGUUUCUCCAGAUGUUUACUUGUUUAGCUCUGCAAUUAAUGCCUUUUGUAAGGGAGGGAAGGUUGAGGAUGCUAUUCAGUUGUUUUUUGAGAUGGAGAAGUUGGGUGUUUCUCCGAAUGUUGUUACAUAUAAUAAUCUUAUUCAUGGUUUAUGCAAGCAUGGGAAUUUAGAUGAGGCUUUUCGAUUCAAGGAGAAAAUGGUGAAAGAUGGCGUGAACGCUACUCUUAUAACUUACAGCGUUCUUAUUAAUGGUUUGAUGAAAUUGGAAAAGUUUAAUGAAGCAAAUUCUGUUUUGAAGGAAAUGUUGGAAAAGGGGUUUACACCGAAUGAGGUUGUUUAUAACACAAUGAUUGAUGGAUACUGUAAAAUGGGAAACCUUAGGGAUGCAUUGAGGAUAAGGGGUGAUAUGGUCUCCAAGGGAAUCAACCCCAAUUCAGUUACUCUUAAUUCAAUCAUCCAGGGAUUUUGCAAGAUUGGGCAGAUGGAACAAGCUGAGUGCAUUUUGGAGGAGAUGCUAUCGAGAGGAUUCUCUAUAAACCCUGGUGCUUUUUCUUCGAUUAUUCACUGGUUAUGUAUGAAUUCUAGGUUUGAGUCUGCACUAAGAUUCCUCAGGGAGAUGCUAUUAAGAAAUAUGAGACCCAAUGAUGGGUUGCUGACCACAUUGGUGGGUGGGCUUUGUAAGGAGGGUAAACACUCAGAUGCAGUGGAACUUUGGUUUAGGCUCUUGGAGAAAGGCUUUGGAGCCAAUUUAGUGACCACAAAUGCUCUAAUUCAUGGACUUUGCAAAACGGGUAAUAUGCAAGAGGCUGUUAGGCUUCUCAAGAAGAUGUUAGAAAGAGGUUUGGUAUUGGAUAAGAUCACAUACAACACACUCAUCUCAGGGUGUUGCAAGGAGGGAAAGGUUGAGGAAGGUUUUAAAUUGAGGGGAGAAAUGGUUAAGCAAGGAAUUGAACCAGACACUUUUACUUACAAUUUGCUGAUACACGGGAUGUGUCGUAUUGGUAAAUUGGACGAAGCUGUGAACCUUUGGAAUGAAUGUAAAAGUAGUGAUCUAGUUCCAAAUGUUUAUACAUAUGGUGUCAUGAUUGAUGGAUAUUGUAAGGCUGACAAAAUUGAGGAGGGAGAAAAACUCUUGACUGAGUUGCUCACUCAGAAUUUGGAACUGAAUUCUGUUGUUUAUAAUACACUUAUCAGAGCAUACUGUCGAAAUGGGAAUACAGUGGAGGCCUUUAAACUUCAUGAUGACAUGAGAAGCAAGGGUAUUCCACCAACUACAGCCACAUAUUCUUCUCUAAUACAUGGAAUGUGCAAUAUUGGACGCAUGGAGGAUGCGAAAUGCCUUAUUGAUGAAAUGAGAAAGGAGGGUUUGCUUCCAAAUGUUGUCUGUUAUACUGCACUAAUUGGUGGUUACUGUAAGCUAGGUCAGAUGGAUAAAGUGGUGAAUGUCUUGCAGGAAAUGUCUUCAUAUGACAUACACCCUAAUAAAAUUACGUACACUGUCAUGAUUGAUGGAUAUUCCAAAUCAGGUGAUAUGAAAACAGCAGCUAAGCUUCUACAUGAAAUGGUAGGAAAAGGAAUUGUCCCAGACACUGUCACUUAUAAUGUCUUGACAAAUGGGUUUUGCAAGGAAGGGAAGAUAGAAGAAGGUUUUAAAAUAUGUGAUUAUAUGUCCCAGGAAGGAUUACCUUUAGAUGAAAUUACAUAUACUACUUUGGUUCAUGGGUGGCAACAACCAUCAGCAUUAACAAAUCAAGAGUGAUCAGUGAACUUCUAAGAGGAAAAUUGUUCGCAGAAGAUGGAGUGGGUUUUAAUUCACCAUUAUUUCUCAUCCAUGAAGCAUUUAGAGCUUGUACAAGUUAAAUAAGGGUGCCAACUGAGGCUGAGAUGCUGGACUGCAGAACAAAUAUAGCAAUGAGAAGCAUUUAGUCCUCAAUCAUCAUAGCAUGCUUGCUUGUAUGGAUGCCUCCGCUUGAUUUGCAACUACACCAGUUGAAAGUUUGACAAGGAUGAGUUAGAAUGGAAGGUUGAAUAAGAAUGAGAUUUUUCUUGUCUAUGAAAGGGAGAAUAUCCAGCAGAGGGAGGGGGAGUAUGUUUAUCUCCUGGGCAGGGUAUCGCCGGGCAUGAAGAAAACAAGAAAUGUUCUAGAUUUUAGGAACUGAACUGGGUGUGAGUUUGGACUCAUAUCUUUAUUAGAUGCAGAUAAGUGGAUCAAUAAAAGAAACAUGAAACCAAAAUGAUGGCAUCGCAGUUAUAGAGGAAUGCAAAUGCUUUAAACAUUUGGAGAUAACAGGAUGCAAGUAGGCAUCUCAUUCAUGGAGAAAUUUGCAAGAAAUGGCUAUGCUCAUAUCAGCUCAUUUGUCAAUAAAGGAUGCAAUAACUUGAGGUUUUGCGUUGUACAGCAGGAAAGGAGGGGACAGUCUGUUCCUCAACAAGCACAAAGGCUUAGACUGGUAACAAUCCCUAACAGAAAGUACCCAGCCAAUAUCUAUAAACUAUUGAUAUUCAACAUGUCACAUAUAUUAGACAAAGAUGAAGAUUGUACAGGUCAAAUUUGCAGUGUAAAGAUGUGAGAGUUAAGGUAUAACCCAGUUACAGAGUAGGAUUUUUGCCAUGGCUGGUGGGUUUUUCUUGGUAAGCCAUGAAGAGAUAGCUCCAUUCUUUAAUUUUUGGUACUUUAUGAUAUUGUAAGUUCUUUUGACAACUCAAUAAAGAAAAAUGAAAAUUUGUGGGGGGGUCUUCUCUUUGUGUUUGA